AUGAGUUAUCAUCGCCUUUCUCCAUCACAUUUUUCUUGUCUUUCUUCUUUGUCUUCUGUAUAUGUUCCUAAGACUACAGGUGAGGCAUUAUCCCAUCCCAGAUGGCUACAGGCUAUGAUUGACGAGAUGUGUGCACUUCAUGGCAGUGGUACUUGGAAUCUGGUUCCUCUUCCCUCUGAAAAAUCUGUUGUGGGAUGUAGAUGGAUAUUUACUGUCAAGGUUGGUCCUAACGGACACGUGGAUCGUCUCAAAGCACGUUUGGUGGCUAAGGGAUACACACAGGUGUUUGGUGAAAAUUAUGGGGAUACAUUUUCCCCUGUUGCAAAAAUGGCGUAUGUUCGCCUCUUUAUUACUAUGGCUGCUAUCUGUCACUGGCCCCUUUAUCAAUUGGAUGUCAAAAUGUUUUCCUUAAUGGUGAUCUUGCUGAAGAAGUUUAUAUGGAGCAACCUCUUGGAUUUGUUGCUCAUGGGGAGUCCAGUCUAG
Molecule: messenger RNA, 483 nt
Organism: Gastrolobium bilobum
Lineage: Eukaryota; Viridiplantae; Streptophyta; Magnoliopsida; Fabales; Fabaceae
Exons: 1
Coding region: 1-483 (160 amino acids)
Source: RefSeq, a predicted model, not a curated record